This is a messenger RNA of Cantharellus anzutake, 712 nucleotides long. Its product is annotated as zinc-finger domain-containing protein. The record is from RefSeq and is a predicted model, not a curated record. The coding region runs from base 148 to 561 and encodes 137 amino acids. Gene Ontology annotation, biological process: mitochondrial electron transport, NADH to ubiquinone. The transcript has 6 exons. Lineage: Eukaryota; Fungi; Basidiomycota; Agaricomycetes; Cantharellales; Hydnaceae.
AGCUGAUAGACACCCCACUGACGUUGCACCAACACGUUCAGGUCCAGAAACCAAUUUUCCAGUGUAAAAGGCAUUGCCCGCGUCCAAACUUCGGAGACCACGCUGACAUAAGCCGGACGCAGCCGGCCCCCAAACUCGGUGACACAAAUGUUGCCGAAGCUGAGAUCGCUGCCGUCGGUACGUUUCACUAAGACGUUAGCAUCCUCUACGACAGUGCUGGGCAGUUCUGUGCCUCUCCCUCCAAUACCAGGCCCUGUAGAAUCCGUUCCUCAGGCUCCAGAUAGACUUGAGCCAUGGUCAACGUCCCAGCAACUCCGCCCACCACCUAAAUCGAGUCCCCGCUUCGAGCAAAUAGCACAGGAGUAUCAACCUACACCUCAAAGCGCUAUGGAGAUGGUGAACAGCCAGCCAAUUAUUCUGAGCGAUGCCCGUAUCGCUGUGUGUGACGGAGGUGGAGGGCCUCUUGGUCAUCCAAAAAUAUUCAUCAACCUUGAUAAACCCGGCCCACGGCCAUGCGGCUACUGUGGGCUUCGCUUCCAACGGGCACACCACCAUCACUGAGUCACCCUCUCGUGUAACACGUGGUUAUUUCAUUGCGUAUUAGAGCCGCAUUGGACUGUACCCCCGUCAUACAAUAUCAUGAACCAGUCUGCCUAUGGCGUGGGACCUAGAAGCUGACGCUGAAGCGUGAAAAGAUGCCUUUGACGUUAUC